GUAUGCCCUUUCUAAAAUGCGCAAUUAGAAAUUUCAAACAUUAGAAAUUUGAAAUUUGAAAUGCGCAAUUUUGCAAUUCUAAAUUUGCGCCAUCUUCAACUAUGGUCCAACUGAUCAGCCCCUGGACGUCAGGAUCUUGUGAGCUCCACCAGUGGCGCAAGGAAAAGGCCCCCUCGAAUCAACAGCAGCUUCUCAGAUCUUUCAUCAAGGGGACAUCAGAUGCAAGGAAGCUCUAAUCUUACAGCGCUGGUGUGCCAGUCCCACAGACUCCCUCUUACGAGCUGCGUGUGGCUUGAUAUUCAUCUCUGGAAACGUUGGCGGUUUUCUCAACAGCAUCAUACUACGCGCUUCCUAGACUUGAGGCGCGUCGAGAAUCCUGCUUGGACUUUGUAGAGGCUCAGGGGUGCUGAGCAGAGCAAAGAGUGUUUCGCCACUGCCAUGAGUCAUGCAGACAUGAUCACCCCAUUUUCGGCCAGUGUCGGGCGAAACUGCCUGCACUGGGCCCUGACCAACACCCAAAGUGCGCUGCGCGCGGCCACCCUGAAUGUGCCUGCCCUACAACCCACUCCGCUUCUCAAGAGAAGCUUGCAAACGACUCCAUGUGCCACAAUCGCCAGCAUAAGCGAGCAGUGUCCCUCUCGGGGGGGCUUCCAAAGCUUGGGGCGUGAUGAUUUGCAGCAUAGCAGUCUCCCAAGGCUGCGGGGAAUUCACUCGCAGCCUUACUGGGGGAAAUCAGUGUUUCUCUCCCCCGCUUCUAGUUCUUCCAGCCUCUUCUCCCCCACCCCCCAAUGCCACGGUGGCACAGCAGCAGCCCAUGCGAGCGGUCGCAACUCGCAACCAUCGACACAGAGUCGGUGUUCCUCAUCUGACUCAGCGAGCACUUCUUCAAGAUCUGCAGACGAGAGUGUUGAGCCCCCCAGCGAAAGCGGGGUGCGUGUUGCGGUGGGCUCCAUCCACCUGAUCAUGGGGCCCAUGUUUGCGGGCAAAACGACUGCGCUGCUCGCGCGAAUGCAGGAUGCAGUGUCGGCCGGAAAAAAGAUUGCGCUAGUGAAGUCGGGCAUCGACGUGCGGUACGGUCUGACGGACGUUGUUUCGCAUGACGGGACCCGUAUGCCCUGCUUAGCGGUGAACACUCUGCAGGACUUUCGCACCACCAUAGGGGAUGCGGAGUAUGACGAGCUGGAGGUCAUUGGCAUCGACGAAGCCCAGUUCUUUUCGGACCUGGACGCCUUCUGUCGGCAAGCAGCGGACAGAGACCACAAGGAGCUGGUGGUUGCUGGUCUCGACGGAGAUUUUAAAAGGCGAAAGUUCGGACAGCUUUUGGACCUGGUCCCCACUGCGGACAGCAUCGUGAAGCUGUCUGCGACUUGCGAGCUGUGCAAGCAGCCCGCGUCGUUCACGCUGCGCACCACGGAGGAGACGGAGACGCAGGUGGUGGGAGGCGCGGAUAAGUAUAUGCCGGUAUGUCGGAAGCACUGGGUAGAGGGUACGUACGCCAUAAAAAUGGCCCGGACUUUUCUGCGGCGGUCGAAGGUAGGAGAGCCUGCGCCAGCAGCAAAGUGAGGGCCAUGGGGGCAAAUGGGAGAGGAUCGAGGUUUGCAGGUUGAUGGGACCGGCCAAGCUUGAUUCAAAGGGAACGAUUGUCGAGACGUACCAACUUAUUAUAUAAGUCAUAAAUCAAGUGCGACACUGUGUAGACGCACCGACGCGUCCUUUGCUUGUUCAGAAUCUUUCUGAUGUUUG
This is a messenger RNA of Klebsormidium nitens, 1743 nucleotides long. NCBI's taxonomy places the organism in Eukaryota, Viridiplantae, Streptophyta, Klebsormidiophyceae, Klebsormidiales, Klebsormidiaceae. The record is from the annotation of a GenBank genome assembly.